AUGGAUCAGUCUAGCUCUAAAGUGGCAUACGUGAGGAUAGACAACCUACCUCCGGGCAAAACCUGGCGUCAAGUUAAAUACAUGGUCGGCGGGUUGAUACAUCACACGUCGAUUUUACAGGUCAAAAUGCUGCCUCCAGUGCAAUCCAUAGUUCCGCCCUUCAUGCCAUUUCAAAGCUGCAUCGUUUCUCUGAAACGCUCAGACGCUCAAUUGAACCGUCUUCUUAUCGACCUGAACGGAUAUACGUGGGAUUAUUACCGACUCAUGGCGUAUGCUGUUCCGCCUUUACAUGCACCCAACAAUGCUGCUUUUUUAGCCGCGCCAAGCACGGGGAUGGAUCAACUCAGCCCUCCCACAUCUGUACAAAGCUCAACUGCAACACCUGUACCACCACCCUCAGCCCACCUGAUGAUGCCUUUCGCGCCCAUGCCUCCGAUGUACUAUCCUACUUCCAGGUCACAGCCAUAUUCUCAGGACAGCUACCUUCGACAGCAAAACAAUCAGUAUGGAAAGAAAAUGCGACAGGUUUUCAGUGAAGAAAGCUUUCGUCGGCAAAUGAGUGCAAGAGGCAUGCACCAAUUAUCAUUAGGCGGAUUUCCGCCCUGCUUGCAUUGGGACGUUAAUGGAAAUUAUGGAAUGGUGUCUCAAGAGUCAGGCUCAUCCACAGACAUGCCUACCAUACACAUCAAGACCGCUCAUCCUGAAUACUUUGGGAAGUUGAAAUGGACAGUUUUGAAAGAUUUCAUAAAGCUGAAGUGCCAGAGGCUACUAAUGAUGGAAACAUCUGGUGCUGCAGCCAAUACCCGGGAGUUUUACGUGGGCGUUUAUGAAGAUGCAGAGACAGCAGUAGACGUUGAAGUUUUGGACUCGACGUCAGACUCUGGUUCCACAUACAGCCAUUCAGAUCGCGUUGAGGACAACGUACCCGACAAUGUACCCGUUCAAGAAAACGAAAUCACUAAGGAAGAUAUCAAUGAAGCUGCUCAUGGUUUGGAAGCAUUGUCAUUAGGACCUACUCGCCGCGUUGUUUCAGCAACUAUCUACAAAGCCAUAGUGGGAUUCCAUUCACGAGAGCUUUGCGAUCUAUGCAGAGAUAGCCUUCAGGAUCAGGAAUAUUCGCUGGGCUAUAAAUUAACAGUAAAUGAGCUUCCGCCAUUGGAAUGGUAA
Messenger RNA from Lachancea sp. 'fantastica', 1167 nucleotides. Lineage: Eukaryota; Fungi; Ascomycota; Saccharomycetes; Saccharomycetales; Saccharomycetaceae. The record is from the annotation of a GenBank genome assembly.